This is a messenger RNA of Pteropus alecto (black flying fox), 844 nucleotides long. It is a transcript of the gene CCL21, whose product is annotated as C-C motif chemokine ligand 21. Gene Ontology annotation, molecular function: CCR chemokine receptor binding; chemokine activity. Gene Ontology annotation, cellular component: extracellular region. The transcript is spliced from 4 exons. Gene Ontology annotation, biological process: positive regulation of GTPase activity; cellular response to type II interferon; lymphocyte chemotaxis. Bases 68 to 460 code for a protein of 130 amino acids. The record is from RefSeq and is a predicted model, not a curated record. NCBI's taxonomy places the organism in Eukaryota, Metazoa, Chordata, Mammalia, Chiroptera, Pteropodidae.
CCCAACCUACGGCUGGCUGUCCACCUUGCCCAGAGCUCUGGCCUCAUAAUCACCCUCUGCCACAGCUAUGGCUCAGUCACUGGCUCUGAGCCUUCUUGUCCUGGUCAUGGCCCUCUGCAUCCCCCGGACCCAAGGCAGUGAUGGAGGGGCACAGGAUUGUUGCCUCAAGUACAGCGAAAGGAAGAUUCCCACCUCGGUUGUCCGCAGCUACCGGAAGCAGGAGCCAAGCUUGGGCUGCCCCAUCCCAGCUAUCCUGUUCUCACCUCGGAAGCGCUCUCAGCCAGAGCUGUGUGCAGACCCUAAAGAGGCCUGGGUGCAGCAGUUGAUGCAGCAUCUGGACAUGCCGCCGGACAUACAGAAAUCAUCCCAGCGCUGUAAGAAGGACAAGUCUGGCAAGAAGGGAAAGGGAUCCAAAGGCUGUAAGAGGAAUGAAAAGCCACGGACCCCAAAAAAGCCAUAGCCCAGUGACCACUCUGGAGCCCAGGAGGCCCCCAUCAGCCUCACCAGGGUUUGGAGCCCCAAUCCAAGGGGGAAGAAGCGGGCUAGGAGAGAGGGAGGACUCAAGGGCCCCGGAGCAGCCACUCCAUGCUGGCUUUGCCUCACCCCUUCUUCCGCGUCAACCAUCCCUUCUGCAUUCCCAGCGCUACACGCAUGGCUGAGCUGCCCACACCAGGCCAGGCCCAGAGAGGCAGAGGAGAGAGUGUGAGAGGAGGCAGCAGGACUGUCCCCUCUGAGGAGAGGUCACCCGGGACCCUGGAUCUGACCCUGCCCCUCACUGCACCCCACCUCUUCCUUGUAAAUAUGAUUUAUACUUACCUGAAUAAAAAGCUGUUUUGGCUUCCUA